AUGCACCAAGACCUCACAGAUGACGAGCAUGAGUAUCCAGAUAUCAGACGCAAUCCGCUGCACGAGGUGACCAUGACUUCAUACAUACUAGGGAUUCUUCUGGGUAUAUUUGUAGGCCUUUUCCCACAAAUCAGAUUCAAAAAUUUUAAUCUUUUCAUUAUUGCCCUCUCCUUAUUCCAUUUUCUGGAGUAUUAUAUUACAGCUAAGUAUAACCCUCUCAAGGUACAUUCAGAGUCAUUUCUUUUAAACAAUGGGAAAAGUUACAUGGCAGCGCAUUCCUUUGCCAUUCUGGAGUGUCUUAUAGAGAGUCUUCUCUUUCCUAACCUGAAAACUUUCAGCUAUUCUCGAGCUACCAAGCUCUGUACCAUACUUGGAUGUCUUCUGGUUAUUCUGGGACAAUAUACUAGAACUAUUGCCAUGCAUACUGCGGGGCAUUCUUUUUCACACAUUGUGAAGACCAAGAAGGAGUCCGACCAUGUUUUAGUGAAAACCGGAAUUUAUUCAUGGUCAAGGCAUCCGAGUUAUCUUGGGUUCUUUUGGUGGGCCAUUGGCACUCAGCUGCUUCUUCUGAAUCCCAUAUCAUUGGUUAUUUUCAUUUCUGUGCUUUGGAAAUUUUUCAAUGACAGGAUUCGUGUGGAAGAAAAAUACUUAAUAGAGUUCUUUGGUACAGAAUACAUAGACUACAAGAGUAAAGUUGGUGUUGGAAUACCGUUGGUGUAUUAG
This is a messenger RNA of Saccharomyces paradoxus, 723 nucleotides long. It is a transcript of the gene STE14, whose product is annotated as protein-S-isoprenylcysteine carboxyl O-methyltransferase. NCBI's taxonomy places the organism in Eukaryota, Fungi, Ascomycota, Saccharomycetes, Saccharomycetales, Saccharomycetaceae. The transcript has a single exon. Gene Ontology annotation, cellular component: membrane; endoplasmic reticulum. The record is from RefSeq and is a predicted model, not a curated record. The coding region runs from base 1 to 723 and encodes 240 amino acids. Gene Ontology annotation, biological process: C-terminal protein methylation. Gene Ontology annotation, molecular function: protein C-terminal S-isoprenylcysteine carboxyl O-methyltransferase activity.